UUUAUUUACAAGAAAAACACACAAAGGUAUUUUUUCCAGAGAGCACGUGAAGGCAGCAGUCACUCUGUAUGUACAGUGAUGCUUUCAGCCGCAGCUCGCUGUAGCCUAGCGGAACAUAGGAGAAAACAAUGUGUAGGAAGAGGACAACUGAAUCUCUUCAGACAGAGUGACUGAUCAUGGCCAGUCGGUGGCGAGACGGUCCUCGCUGCAGUUCAGGAGACCCCGACGGUGGCCUUAAACGAAUGCCCCGCCAACAAGAACCGCGCGAUGAGACCGGAGACGCGGCGGACUCGCUGCGGGAGCUGCCGCGUUGGAUGCGGCUUUACUUCUACGGGAUGCACGGCGUGACUCUGGAUGUCCUGCUCUCCUCGUUCCACGGGGUUGUGAAUUAUCGGGACCCGAAGCUGGUGGGCUUCUCCUCUCCGUAUCUUUGCAUUAUGCAUUCACUGACCCACUUUGCGCUGGAGAAGAUCUACUCACAGAAGAGGUGUUUCCGAGGUCGGCCUGUGGUGUUUCAUCUUGUUUUCUACCCGUCUGUGUACAUCGGGCUGCAGAUCCUGAUCGGGAACAUUAACACCCUGACCGAGCAGGUGAAGGUGGUGUCUGGCACGCAGCUGGCAGUGCACUACGUCCUGGCUCUCUAUUUUGCCCAAGUGUUUCACAGAGGGCUGUCAAGGCUGCAGUAUCACCCCUCCUGCCCCGUAGACCCCUCGCGUAAAGCCAGCAGGCAGGACAGUGGUCAGCAUCGGAGCCCCCCUCCUCCUCCUCCUCCUCCUCCUCGUGGUCUCCCCGGCUUUGUGCGCUUCUUGUUCUUCGGCAUGCACGGCUUUCUGGACGAGGUCCUUUUCACGUCCAUUUUCAACCUCGUGGAGAAGUCUGACCGGACUCUGAGCGGCCACACUUCCCUGUGGUCUUUCCUGAUGUACGGGAGUUGCAGCUUCGUGGUGGAAAAGCUCUACCUCCAUCUGCACUUCAGCAGGGGCUGGGGGACGUGCCGGCGGCUCCCCAUCUACAUCUGCUUCAUCUACACCUGGGAGUUCUCCUGGGGUCUGGUCCUCAGGCAGUUUGACGCCUGCUCCUGGGACUACUCCCACUAUCCUCACAACUUCAUGGGACUCAUCACCCUCCUCUACCUGCCGGGCUGGGUCUGCCUCAGUCUGUACCAGGACGUGCUGUCUAACGUCCUGAUGAGGAUCAAGUGCACCAAAGAUGUAAAUGGUUUGAGCGGGGAGAACGGAGAGGUCAAUGGACAACUGGAGUCCAAGAAAAAACUACUUUAAUUUCAGGUUCUAAUUUCGAGGAGGAGUCUAGCAUUAUUGUAUUCUUAUUAACAAAGUUCAAGGUAAAAUUGCAUAAUGUGGCACCAAUUUGAGUUUUCUUAUUUUUUUCUCAAAUCAUGGUAUAAAUUAGUUCUGAGGCUCUGGAUUUGUCCACAUAUCAAAGUGUUUAUACUCUAAAUCUUUGGACAUUUGAUAUUUUCAGCAAGUUCAGAGUCUGCUGUCUAUAGAGUCUGAACACGUUACCAGUGUUCACAUGAGAUUUUUCCAGCUGAUACUUCUGGGUCCAGUAAUAAAGAUAAAAACACAACUGAAAAGGAACAUGAAUUGUUUACCUACCCUUGUGGAAUUAAGUUAACCCACUGCCAUUUGAUAUAAAAUACAGUUGUAAUAUUAAGAUUUUACAAGUCUUCAUGGCCUUGGAAGUGUGAAUAUUACAUUUUUUUUUAGGACUGUGGCAGAAGCACCACAUUAUAUAUUGAGUUGGAUCGUUUGUGUCAUUUACAUAUGCAUCGGCAUGUUUUAGCUGUAGCUCAUAUCUGCAUGCUGCAAAGUACAAAAAAAAUAAUAGGUUUAUGGUUUAGGUUUUGUUCAGUAAAUUACACGUGUAGUCCCCUAAUAUUCAAAAGUCAGUAUGUUCAAGGUAAAGAUGACAUAAAUACAACUGUUUAGAGGACAGUAAGAUGCAUUGCUCCAUUUAAACGUUCAUCUCUUUUAAUUUGAUUAUCUCUUGAUUUACAUUAAUAGUAUGACCCCCAACUAAUGCAUGCAAGUAAAAUAUGUAGCAAGAAAACCUGUAGCUGAAUGGACACGAGGAGCCAGGUGAGAUGUUACUGUGAAUCUUUGAUGAACCAAACGCUGGAGUGCCUUCCUGUGCAAGCAGAGUCUGCCAGACUCAAACAAAGCAGGCUCGAUGUCUUCGCGGCUCCUCUUUUUAUAUUUGAAGUACUGCAGUGUUUCAUUAUUAAUCAUUAGUAUAAUAACAAUAUUUUAGUCUCUGGCACUAAUGAUGGUAACAGUCAGUGAUGCUGCAUUUAUUCCAUCACUAAAUGAAAGGGCAAGUUUAAUUUUGGAUGCACUAAACAACCCAUCUUUGCUAAACUCUCAUGCAGCUAGUGUGGUCAGAUUCAUUCUGAAAGUACUUUUACUGAACAUGUUUACCCCAAACUGACGGAUAUUUUACGUAAAAUGUAUUUUCUUGACGGUUAGAGCUUACGCAAAUCUGUCUCAAAGAAAGCAAAUUUUAUUUAAAUCUGUCAGUCAAGUUAACUUGAAGUAAAUAUACGACAGACAUGUUUGAAAUCCAGAUUUCAUUUAAAUAUACCCUGAAUAAACUCCAGCUGUGUGUAUGGUGCAGACCAUAAUUUUGUUGGAAUGGUCUCAUGCCUUAACAAACUCAUCUUAAUACCUUGCACUGUGACUAAACAAAUGGUGGUAAGUUUUAAUCAAACUAGCCAACUAGUAACUAGUUGUUAUUUGGAGUUGAUAAACUAAUGCCUAAGCUGCUUCACUCCCACAGUAGCAUUUGAAUUUGGUGCUGGAAUCAAACUCAUUUAGGAAGCUCCCCAUUAAUAAGUUUAUAAUUAGAUUAGAUUUUUUUUUCUUGUUGUUGUUGUAAUCCCAACUCUAAAUUUUGAUUAUUUGUGUAAAAGUGAAUGAGGCAAUGACUAGUAUUUUUUUUAAUGUUUAUAUAAGCUUGUGAUUUCCCAGAUCCAACCUUGAAUGAAUAUGAAAUCUGUUCUGUUUGACCUGAAUCUGUUUUGAUGGUUCAGUAAUCUAAGUAACAUGCUUCAAUAUAAGACAGGGGAGCGACACUGGACAUUGUUGCACAUCACUGGAUAUCUUUGAAUGGUUCACUGUGGAUUUUCAAAAUAAUAAACUUGAUUUUCCUCUUGUCUGUAAAUGA
This is a messenger RNA of Scatophagus argus, 3183 nucleotides long. RefSeq names its product transmembrane protein 229A. The transcript has a single exon. The record is from RefSeq and is a predicted model, not a curated record. The coding region runs from base 177 to 1280 and encodes 367 amino acids. Lineage: Eukaryota; Metazoa; Chordata; Actinopteri; Scatophagidae.